GCGAGGUGGCUGGAUUGAGACAGCUCUGGUGGGGUUUUUUUGUCAUGCACUGAAGGAUUUUUCUUUUCUGGAGAGCCCCCGAAGGAUUUCCUCAUCUCCCUCCCUCCCCUCCUCACCUUACCCCACCUCCCCCCCACCCCCCCUCCCCUCCUAAACAUCAUGGACAGAGGAUGGAAGCUGCCUGGGAUUGUCAGCACUGGGAUUCUCCUGCUGGCUGUCUGUCGGAUCUAUACAAGCGCCUGCCCAGCUCUGUGUAUCUGUGCAGGGACCGCUGUGGACUGUCACGGUCUGGGGCUGAGAUCAGUGCCCAAGAAUAUCCCGAGGAGUACCGAGAGACUGGAACUCAAUGGAAACAAUAUCUCACGGAUCAGUAAGAGUGACUUCGCAGGACUCAGGCACAUUAGGGUCCUACAACUCAUGGAGAAUCACAUCAGCACCAUUGACCGAGGGGCAUUUGAUGACAUGAAGGAGCUGGAGAGAUUGCGGCUGAAUCGGAAUCAGUUACAGAUCCUGCCAGAACUACUCUUUCAGAAGAACCCUACGCUCUACAGACUGGAUCUGAGUGAGAAUUUCAUCCAGGCUAUUCCCAGGAAGGCUUUCCGUGGAGCAACUGACAUCAAGAACCUGCAACUUGAUAAAAACCAAAUUACUUGCAUUGAGGAAGGGGCGUUCCGUGCCCUCAGGAGCCUGGAAGUUCUGACUCUGAAUAACAAUAAUAUCAGCAGUAUCCCUGUCUCCAGCUUUAACCACAUGCCAAAGCUUCGCACCUUUCGCCUGCACUCCAAUCACCUGUACUGUGACUGCCACUUGUCCUGGCUCUCCCAAUGGCUCCGCCAACGCCCACAGAUCGGUCUCUUCACACAAUGCACUGCUCCGCCCGACCUCCGCGGGCUUAAUGUGGCAGAGAUACAGAAGCACGAGUUCUCCUGCGUAGGUCAUUCAGAUAGCUCUCGGACCCAAUCCUGUGGCUUGGCUUCUGGGUCAUGUCCUGCUGUGUGCACCUGUAGCAACAGCAUCGUUGACUGUCGAGGCAAAGGCCUGACUGCCAUUCCUGCCAAUCUCCCCGAGACCAUCACUGAAAUACGUUUGGAACAGAAUGGAAUUAAAUCAGUUCCACCAGGAACAUUUACUCCGUAUAAGAAGCUUCGGCGCAUAGAUCUCAGCAACAACCAGAUUGCUGAGAUUGCACCUGAUGCUUUCCAGGGACUGCGUUCACUUAAUUCUCUGGUCCUGUAUGGAAACAAAAUCAACGAGCUUCCAAAAGGAGUGUUUGAUGGACUCUACGCUCUACAGCUCCUACUCCUGAACGCUAAUAAAAUCAACUGCAUUCGAGCUGAUGCCUUUCAAGAUCUCCAGAACCUCAGCCUCCUCUCUCUAUAUGACAACAAGAUCCAGACACUGGCCAAAGGGACUUUCACCUCACUGCGGGCCAUCCAGACUCUGCACCUAGCCCAAAACCCCUUCAUCUGCGACUGUCACCUCAAGUGGCUCGCUGACUACCUUCGCUCCAAUCCGAUCGAGACCAGCGGGGCUCGCUGUGCUAGUCCGCGGCGAUUGGCAAACAAGAGGAUCGGGCAGAUCAAAAGCAAGAAGUUCCGUUGCUCAGCAAAAGAACAGUAUUUCAUCCCAGGUACUGAAGAUCACCGUUUGGGGAGUGAAUGCAAUGGAGACACAGUCUGCCCACCGCAGUGCCGCUGUGAGUCCAAUGUAGUGGACUGUUCAAACCAGAAACUGACCAAGGUCCCAGAGUUCAUCCCUCAGUCGACCCUGGAACUACGUUUGACUAACAACGAGAUUUCGCAUUUGGAAGCCACUGGUCUGUUCCGGAAGCUUCCACAGUUGAGAAAAAUAAACCUCAGUAAUAACAAGAUUGUGGAAAUUGAGGAUGGAACAUUUGAAGGUGCCUCUUCAGUCAGUGAGUUACAUCUUACAGCCAAUCAGCUUGAUUCUAUAAGAAGCGGGAUGUUUCGGGGGCUUGAUGGAUUACGAACUUUGAUGCUGAGGAACAAUCGCAUCAGCUGUAUCCACAACGACAGCUUCACCGGACUGAGUGCCGUGCGCCUGCUCUCACUCUAUGACAACCAGAUUGCUACAAUCAUACCAGCUGCUUUCGACACCCUGCACUCACUCUCUACUCUCAACCUCCUUGCAAACUCCUUUAACUGUAACUGCCAGCUGGCAUGGCUCGGAGAGUGGCUGAGGAAGAGGAAAAUCGUCAGUGGGAACCCACGAUGCCAGAAGCCUGACUUCCUGAGAGAGAUCCCCCUGCAAGACGUGGCCCAUCAGGACUUCCGUUGCGAAGAAGGUUUUGAAGAGAGUAGCUGCGCCCCUCGUCCUCAGUGCCCUGCAGAGUGCACCUGCCUGGAGACCGUUGUCCGCUGCAGCAACAAGCUCCUGAAAUCUCUGCCGAAAGGCAUCCCAAAGAAUGUGACUGAACUGUACCUGGAUGGUAACCAGUUCAGUUCAGUUCCCACUGUACUCUACACUUUCAAACAUCUACAGCUGGUGGACAUGAGCAACAACAGGAUCAGUUCAUUAACCAACACGUCUUUCAUCAACAUGAGUCAGCUGACUACCCUGAUUCUCAGUUACAAUUCCUUACGAUGUAUCCCUGCCUCAGCGUUCCAGGGUCUUCGCUCUCUCCGGCUCCUGUCACUACAUGGGAAUAACAUCUCUACACUUCCUAAGGGAAUCUUUGCUGAUGUGGCCUCUUUAUCACAUCUUGCCAUUGGAGCUAACCCCCUCUACUGUGAUUGCAAUCUUCUCUGGCUUUCAGACUGGGUCAAAACUGGGUAUAAAGAGCCUGGCAUUGCCCGCUGUGCUGGACCAGGAGACAUGGAGGGCAAGCUCCUCUUAACCACUCCAGCCAAAAGAUUCCAGUGUCACGGUCCACCUGAACUCAGCAUCUUGGCAAAGUGUAACCCCUGCGUAUCGAAUCCGUGUGAGAACCAAGGAACCUGCCAAGACAAUCACUCGGAUUAUUACAAAUGCAGCUGCCCAUAUGGCUAUAAGGGCAGGCACUGUGAGACUCCGAUCAGUGCCUGUAUCAGUCAUCCUUGUGAGAAUGGAGGGACAUGCCAUUUGAAGGAGGGAGACGCUCAGUCAUUCUGGUGCACCUGCCCAGAUGGUUUCCAGGGGAACACCUGUGCUACCAAUAUUGAUGACUGUGAAGAAAAUGCUUGUAGAAAUGGUGCUACCUGUUUGGAUGGAAUCAGUAACUACACCUGCCUGUGUCCCCCACAUCACACAGGUGAUCUGUGUGAGGAGGUGGUUGACCAUUGCUCACCUGAGUUAAACCCGUGCCAGCAAGACUCCAAAUGUGCCGUUACUGCCGAGGGCCUCCAAUGUGAAUGUAAUUCUGGGUCUGUCGGAGAUAACUGCAGCGUUGCCGUUGACAACUGCCAGGAUCAUAAGUGUCAGGGAAACAGUGUUUGCAUGGAUGGAAUCAAUGGUUAUACGUGUCUGUGCUCAGAAGGUUACAAUGGCCGUUUCUGUGAGCUCACCUCCCAGGCUUCCUCAGACUCCGUCCAGUGUCAGCUGCAGGAUUGUCUCAAUGGUGGACAGUGUGUGAACAUUGGUCCCCACACCCUGUGCCAGUGCCUCCCUGGCUUCGGAGGGUCACUCUGCGACAAGCUGGUCAGCGUCAACUUUGUGGAUCGGGACUCCUACCUCCAGUUCACUGAGCUCAAGAACUGGCCCCGUGCAAACAUCUCACUGCAGGUUUCCACCGCAGAAGAUAACGGGAUCCUCCUCUACAACGGAGACAAUGACCACAUCGCAGUUGAACUUUACCAGGGUCACGUGCGGGUCAGCUAUGACCCUGGCAGCUACCCGAGCUCUGCCAUCUACAGCCUGGAGACAAUCAACGAUGGACAUUUCCAUACCGUUGAGAUUGUGACCUUGGACCAGAUGGUAAACCUCUCCAUCGAUGGUGGAACCCCCAAGAGCAUGGAGAGCUCUGUCAAACAGUCAACACUCAACCGUGAGACACCACUCUACAUAGGAGGGAUGCCCAUCGAUGUGAAUUCUGCGGCAUUCCGGCUCUGGCAGAUCCAGAAUGGCUCCAGCUUCCACGGGUGCAUUCAGAACCUCUACAUCAACAACGAGCUCCAGGAUUUCACCAAGACCCAGAUGAAGGCUGGUGUGGUGCCAGGCUGUGAGCCCUGCAGGAAGAUCGUCUGCCUCCAUGGUAUCUGCCAGCCCCGGGCAGACUCAGACCCUGUCUGCCACUGUGAGCCGGGCUGGCUGGGACCGCGCUGUGACCAGCCACUUGGGGAUCCAUGCCUGGGACACAAGUGCGUGCACGGACGCUGUGUAGCACUGGACCGGGUGACUUACCGUUGUGAGUGCGAUAAGGGACACAAUGGAGCACUCUGCAACCAGCAUCAGGAGCUGUUUAACCCCUGCAAGAGGUUGCAAUGUGAGCACGGUCAGUGUCAGAUCUCUGAGCUGGGAGAAGCCAAGUGUGAGUGUGACGAUGGUUACACUGGAGACCUCUGCAACCAAGAAGCGGAGUGUCGAGGGGUGCCCGUGCGCGAUUAUUACCAGCUCCAGAGGGGUUACACUAUCUGCCAGAGCAUUCGGCGUGUCUCCUGGGUGGCAUGCCAGGGAUCGUGCCAGGGUCAGGGUUGCUGCAUCGAGCUGAGGGUGAAGAGACGGAAAUAUACCUUCGAGUGCAGCGAUGGCUCGUCCUUCGCCGAGGAAGUGGAGAAAAGCACCAAGUGUGGCUGUAGCCGGUGCCUGUAGCUUCCACCAAGCCCCUGCCCAACAGAGUAUAUUAUAUACAAUUAAAUAAAAGCACACCCCGUCAACAACAUUGCAAAUCAGCAAGAUCGACGCAGGACGGUGACUUCUUUUGUACAAUUGAACUCGUUUGAAACAGCCACAGAAAUAUCAAGGAAGAGCAUCACCUGAUCCGGACCUGAGAUAGAGACGUACAUUCAGAAGAGCAGAAACUGCUGAGUUACUUUGACAGAGCUGGAACAUCAUGGGUCUGGGCCUGGGGCUACAGGUAGCUGCACCAAACCAAGGCGAAGUCUUGGGAGAGGAGCAAACACAAUCCAGGAUGCUAACACUGUCUGUCGCUUGUCUAUCUUAACAUUCUUGUCUGAUGUUAAGGGGGAGGGGAGGGGGAGGGUUUGGUGGGAGGGAAGGGCUGGGACGGGACAGGUUGUGGGGUUAAAAAUCACACCAGCUAAAGCAAACCAAGUAAGCUGUAUCACUUGUGCAUGUCAUAGGGGAAUGAAAGCCGUCUUUAUGUUCGAAAAUCCUUCAGUAAUUCACCCCUCAGCCCAUUUCUCGUUUUAUUAGGAGACAACAUAGUGGGAGAUUUAGUCUUUAUCUAACUCCGUUUGUACCUGUCCUGGAGCGUUUGUUGGGGACAGUGUAGAGUGAGCUUUACUCUGUAUCUGACGUUGUGCUGUAUCUGUCCUGGGAGUGUUUGUUGAAAAAAACAUGGAGGGAACUUUACUCUAUAUCUCAUCCUGUGCUGUACUUGUCCUGGAAGUGUAUGAUGGGGACAGCACCGAGAGAGAUUUACUUGCAGGUUAAAAAAAGGUGUACAGAGCUGUACUUUGUGAGUAACUCCAUGCUAUACCUGUUCUUGGACUGUUUGAUGGGGCAGUGCAGAGGGAACUGUACUCUGUAUCUAAACCCAUGUUGCACCUGCCCUCUGAGUGUUUAAAAGGGACAGUGUCAAGAGAUCUUUACUUUCAGGUUAAAAAGAGUAUACGAGCUAUAUGUUGUAUCUAAUUCCAUGCCAGGCCUGUCCUUGGACUGUUUGAUGGGGACAAUGUAGAUGAUGCUUUGCUCUGUAUCUAACUCUCUGCUGAAUCUCAUAUUGGAUAGUUGAGUAUUUUUUUUCCUCUAUAACACUAAAUAACCAUCAUCCCAAGAGCCAAAAAUUCUUUCAAAUUAAAAGUCACACAGAAGGGAAGUUGAAUGACAAUUCCAACCUAUUUCACACUGUCCAUGAGCCCAUCGGGAUUUGAUCUCAAACUGCCACCUAACCCCCCCGCCCCCCAUCACAAGUCAUGGUCACACGUCUUGCUGUAGCAUUUAUCUGACCCUCGAUUUUAGUACAACACACACGGUGUGCAGUGUCGGCAGCAUGUAGGCAACGUGGGGCACGCUUGCCUCUCAAAGAUAGCAACAUAAGCAGAGCCCUUGUUGGUUUGAAUUUUAUUCUGUCACACAAAUGCCAUUCCUGAACGAAAGGCUUUACGAGUUUUUCUUCCAACAGUAAGAUGCUUGGCUCCCUGAUUUUGUUGUAUGGUUAUAAUAUAAAAUAAAGUAUUAUUUAAAAAGACAGCAGUCAGAGCUCAUACUUAAAACUGCUCAGUAAGAACAUAAAAAAGGUAAAAACCGAAGGAACUGCAGAUGCUGUAAAUCAGGAAUAAAAACUAAGUUGCUAGAAAAGCUCAGCAGGUCUGGCCGCAUCUGUGAAGGUAAAUAACACAGCUAAUGUUUUGGGUCUGAGGAAGGGUCACCGGACCCGAAACGUUAACUAAGGACAUAAAGGUUUUGUGAGGACUGAGAAGGCUUGCUUACGAACAAGAUUGAUUCAGCCUGGCUAUGAUGGGCAUUGCAGUGAAGGCACCACAAAAGGCCACCGACCCUGUAUUUCAGUUUUUGUUCCCAGCGACUUGCAUUUUGCUUAAACAAAUAUGUUUCGCACCUCUCGCAGGCAGCAGUGUACUGUAGGGAAGGAAACACCAGUAGCACCCUGAGAAGUCAGAAUUGUCAAACCUUCAGGACUGUCCCCAGGUCGCCAGGAAAGAAAGAUUAAUUCCUAGGACACGUGCAGUGACCAAAGCCAAAAGACAAAUUGUGGGGGCAAUGGAGACUGUGCCUGAAAUAACCUGCCUUGAAUGAUGUUUUAUUAUGAGUCAUCAAACUGUUGCUGCGCAGAACUCU
Stegostoma tigrinum is the source of this 6915-nucleotide messenger RNA. RefSeq names its product slit homolog 1a (Drosophila) (gene slit1a). Lineage: Eukaryota; Metazoa; Chordata; Chondrichthyes; Orectolobiformes; Stegostomatidae. Gene Ontology annotation, molecular function: calcium ion binding; Roundabout binding; heparin binding. Gene Ontology annotation, biological process: axon guidance; negative chemotaxis. The coding region runs from base 160 to 4746 and encodes 1528 amino acids. The transcript has 37 exons. The record is from RefSeq and is a predicted model, not a curated record.